AUGGGGAACCAAAGUAUUCAUCUCGCCAAGGUCUGCGAGGCAUGGGACCACCUACAGGAGCGCAUCAAAGCCGGCAGCUAUGUCCUAGAUGGCCAAAAUCUCCAUAUCUCGGAUGUUGUCGCUACGGCCCUACACGGAUGUAUACCCGAGAUCACAAAAGACCCGGAUGUUAUAAGCAGCAUCCAAGACAGCGUGGAUGUCUUAUACCACUACCUUUCAAAAGGGUGGCAUGUUUACGGCGUCAAUACGGGAUUCGGAGGUAGCGCGGAUAGCCGUACUGACCAAGUUGUAGCAUUGCAAUCAUCUUUGAUGCAGCUUACCCAGUCUGGUAUUAUGUCAAGAUCUACCGACGGCUCUGUCCCAGGCCACUCCAUGCCCUCGUCCUGGGUCCGCGGAGCCAUCGCCGUCAGAUGCAACAGUAACCUCAGGGGUCACUCUGCGGUGACGCUCCCGGUCCUCGAGUCCAUAGUAGCCUUGGUCAAGCACAACUUGAAUCCUAUGAUUCCAUUACGCGGUUCUGUUUCGAGCUCUGGCGAUCUAAUGCCCCUAUCCUAUAUCGCUGGCACUAUAGAGGGAAACCCAGACAUCCUUAUUGAAAGGAACGGCAAAGUUAUUCCCGCGCCGCAAGCGUUGAAGGAGGCUGGAUUACAGCCAGUGAAGCUUGGCCCGAAGGAGGGUCUUGGCUUAGUCAACGGAACAUCGUCAUCAGCAGCGCUUGCUGCCAUGGUUAUUACAGACGCACAUCGUCUGGCAUUGCUUACACAGGCGCUUACUGGCAUGGCGGUAGAGGCACUUAAUGGGAGCAGAGAGAGCUUUAACCAGUUUAUUGCUAAGACGCGGCCGCAUCCGGGCCAAAUCGAGGUUGCCCGUAACAUUUACUACUUCAUGAGCGGUUCGGCCCUUGCGCGGGAUGUUCUCCGACCAAAGGACCGCGGUUCUGAGGAUCUGGCACAGGAUCGUUAUUCCGUACGAAGUGCUCCGCAAUGGAUCGGUCCACAGGUAGAAGACUUACUUCUUGCAGAUCGGCAGAUCAGCAUUGAGCUCAACUCUACUUGUGACAACCCACUGGUCGACGUGUCGAAUGGCGAUGUUCACUACGGCGCUAACUUCCAGGCAGCGUCCGUGACGUCGGCUAUGGAGAAAGUGCGGCUGUCACUGCAAAUGUUUGGCAGGAUGCUCUUCUCGCAACUGACCGAGCUGGUAGAUCCGGCGCUUAGCGGAGGUCUCCCAGCUAACCUUGCCUCGGAUAACCCUAGCUUGUCAUUUACGAUGAAGGGUGUCGAGAUUAAUAUGGCGUCCUACAUGGCUGAGCUGUCUUACUUCGCUAGUCCAAUGAGCCCUUUCGUCCAGGCGGCCGAGAUGCAUAAUCAGUCUGUCAACUCGAUGGCACUGGCAUCGGCACGCAUGAGCGCACAAGCUACGGAAAUCUUAACACUGAUGGCCGCGGCUCAUUUGUAUGCUAGCUGCCAGGCAGUAGACCUCAGAGCGCUACACAAGCUCUUUGUGCAGAAGGCUACUGAGACACUCGCGUCUGUCACUACUGAAUUCUUUUCUGAUAGCCUAUCGACCGAUGAGCUGGAAGUUCUCCAAAAAGCACUGGCGGCUCAUGUAUACCCUUCCUGGUCGUCUUCGGGCAAAAAAGAUCUCCCCGAUCGUUGCAAAUCUCUUGUGAGCACAGCUGUGCCAAUCGUUGUCCAACACAUCAAGGGGUCCGUUACAGACGUAGUUCAAUGGAAAGAGCAGGCUGCUAAGGCCAUCUAUGCCGUAUGGGAAAAGACCUCUGACGCCUUCCGUGCUAAACCGCACACUCCUGAGGUCCUCGGGAAGGGCGCCAAGGUUUUAUACCAAUACGUCCGUCAGAAGCUCGGUGUGCCGUUCCACCAGGGCUUUGCCGAGCACCCCACUAUCCAGGCCGACGAGCUGGACGGACGACCUAAGAAGACUAUCGGGGGGUGGAUCUCUAUUGUCCAUGAUGCUAUCAAGGAUGGCUCUCUGUACGGCCCUCUGAUAGAACUGGCUGCGAAAGGCCUAGUGAACGAGACUAAUGGUCACGUAAACGGGCACACUAGCGGUACCAACGGGAAGAUCUGA
Daldinia childiae is the source of this 2091-nucleotide messenger RNA. Its product is annotated as Phenylalanine ammonia-lyase. Gene Ontology annotation, molecular function: ammonia-lyase activity. Lineage: Eukaryota; Fungi; Ascomycota; Sordariomycetes; Xylariales; Hypoxylaceae. The record is from RefSeq and is a predicted model, not a curated record. Bases 1 to 2091 code for a protein of 696 amino acids. The transcript has 4 exons. Gene Ontology annotation, biological process: L-phenylalanine catabolic process. Gene Ontology annotation, cellular component: cytoplasm.